AUGGCGCUGCUUUCGAAAGUCCUCCUCGCUGCUCUGCCAAGCGUGGUCGCUGGCCUUUCUCCAACCGCCACAGUCAAGAACGGCACUUAUGAGGGCAAAUAUGUUGCUUCAUACGACCAGGAUCUCUUUCUCGGCAUCCCAUUCGCUCAACCACCCGUUGGCGAGCUCCGUUUCCAGAACCCACAAAGCUUGAACAGCACCUUUGGUACUAGAAACGCUACCGAAUAUGCUGAUUCUUGCGUCGGAUAUGGAAACAGUGCUGCCUGGCCUUACACCCUGAGUGAAGACUGCCUGACAUUGAAUAUUGUCAGGCCUGCAAAAUCAGGACAGAGCAAGGAUGACGAGCUCCUCCCGGUCGGAUUUUUUACUCACGGAGGAGGCUGGUCGAUGGAUUACAGUGCCAACGGCGUCUAUAAUCUGAGCUUCAUCGUCGAGGAAUCGGUCAAGAUGGGAAAGCCGUUUAUUGCCAUCUCCGCAGAUUACCGAAUGUCUUUCUGGGGCUUCAUGGCCAGCCAGGAUAUCCUCGACGCAGGCGUGGCCAACCUCGGCCUCAAAGAUCAGCGAAUUGCGAUGCAAUGGAUCAACGAGAAUAUUGAAGCCUUUGGCGGUGACCCAGCCAAGGUCACCAUUUGGGGUGAGAGCGCUGGUGGCGGUAACGUUGGAUACCACGCCACUGCCUAUGGCGGUCGUGAUGAUGGCCUCUUCCGUGGUAUCAUUGCUGAGUCUGGCGCCGAUGGUAGCCACAUGAAGAACUUGACGGAACCUCAGCAAAUCUACGAUACCAUCGUUAGUGCUGUCGGGUGUGAUGGUAGCUCAGAUAAACUUGCUUGUUUGCGUACGGUUCCCUUCGAUAAACUAAAUGCUACAAUCACCCAGAUUACGGGUAGUUUCUACCCCAUUGUAGAUGGGGACAUCAUUCCUGAUCUACCAUCGGUGCUUCUCGACGCUGGAGAAUUCACCAAGACGCCUAUUUUGCUCGGCACAAAUGCCGACGAAGCCACAAUGUUUGCUGGCACCGGAGUCAACACGGACGAGGACAUUGCAAGUCUUAUUCAGUCGUCGGGGCUGGAUGCCAACACGACCGAAAUACUCAUGGCGCUGUACCCUGACAUCGACUCGCUUGGACUGCCAGCUCAUUACCACGUUCAGCCCGAUGGACCCGUGGGAAAGCAGUUUAAGCGGUCGGUGGCGUUGCUGACGGAUCAAAUGUUCCUUUCAUGGCGGCGUCUGAGGACAGACGCAUGGUCCAAAUACGGUGCCCCAGUUUAUUCAUACCUGUUUGAGUCACCAAUAUCAUCGACUUCAUACACAGGCACCAGCCAUUUCACCGAAAUCGGCUACGUCUUCUACAAUAGAAUCGGGCUAGGAUAUGCUGCUGGCCAAAGCCCGCUCGCAAACGCAACACAGGACGUGCUAGACCUGGCCAAACUCACCACUCGCAUGUGGAUCAGCUUCAUAACCGACCUUGAUCCAAAUAACCAUGGAGUUGCCGGGGUAGACCACUGGCCCGUGUAUAAUGCUACGGGUGGCUAUGGGCAAAAUUUCUACUUACAUCCUACUGAUGGCGGCGUGAGACCUGACACUUUUCGAUUGGCAGGGACGACGUUUAUGAAUUCGAUAGCGAAGGAGCAGUACGGGCGCUGA
Molecule: messenger RNA, 1644 nt
Organism: Aspergillus caelatus
Lineage: Eukaryota; Fungi; Ascomycota; Eurotiomycetes; Eurotiales; Aspergillaceae
Product: Alpha/Beta hydrolase protein
Exons: 5
Coding region: 1-1644 (547 amino acids)
Source: RefSeq, a predicted model, not a curated record